AUAGAACGUGUCACCCUCCUAUCUCUCUCUCUAUGGUCCGACUCUGGUCUCUGUUUGUCUCCGUUUCGAGAAAAUAAGAUGCUGAGAACUCGGUUGCUUUGGUUCACAGUGGGAUUUUCUGUCUCAGCAGCUGCAAUCGGCCAUUUCAUUUGGAGAGAUCUAUGGGCUGAUAGAUAUGCCCUUUCCUCUCAAACGAGGCAGACUUUUGACGCCCUUGAAGCUAGAAUCUUGAAUCUCCAGUCUUUAUCUUCCCAGAAUACAAAUCCGCCCCAGGUUGAAGGUUAGAUCUUACAUUUAACUGAAAAGACUUGGUGACAGUUCCCUGGAGUCUUUUGUUGCUCAAGCUGUUCUGAGCUUUUGCCCUCAUAUUGGGGCAGUGUUUACAGUUCAAGUCAUGUUCAGUUUACCUAUGAAAUACUAGAAUCUCCAGGGCUUUCAGAAAUGUUACCUGGUUGAAUAAAAAUAUAUAUAUAUAUUUUCUCUUA
Messenger RNA from Manihot esculenta (cassava), 485 nucleotides. RefSeq lists its product as uncharacterized. Bases 79 to 285 code for a protein of 68 amino acids. The record is from RefSeq and is a predicted model, not a curated record. The transcript is spliced from 3 exons. NCBI's taxonomy places the organism in Eukaryota, Viridiplantae, Streptophyta, Magnoliopsida, Malpighiales, Euphorbiaceae.